Molecule: messenger RNA, 2186 nt
Organism: Corapipo altera (White-ruffed manakin)
Lineage: Eukaryota; Metazoa; Chordata; Aves; Passeriformes; Pipridae
Gene: HAUS8
Product: HAUS augmin like complex subunit 8
Exons: 11
Coding region: 107-1159 (350 amino acids)
Source: RefSeq, a predicted model, not a curated record
CGGUGCUGCGCGGGCGCGUUGGUUCAAAUGCGAUGGCGGCUGAGGCGGCUUAGGGCUGAGGGACCUCCGCCCGAUCCCUUCGCUCUCCCGCUACUGCCUUGGCGGGAUGUCUGCGCACAGGAGAGACCCCGGCACCGCGGCGGCGGGCGGACAAGGGCCUGUAGCUAAGCGGAAAGGAGGAAGAACGGUGCAGUCUCGUUACCUGCAGUACGACAAGAAGAACACCGAGAAGGGUGCUUCAGCAAGUUCCUCUUCAUUGUGUGCUGCCCCACCAUCUUCUGCAGCUAAACCAAAAUCAGUUCUUUCUCAGAAACAUGAAACUUCUGUUGGUGUUGGCCAUAGCUUAAGCCAGAGUAUCUUUGAGAAUGGUGACUUGCAGUCCACCUUAUUAGAUGAAGAAACAAUUAAAAGACCGGACCUUGAUCUCUCAGCUAUUAAUGAUAAAACUGUCCACAAGAAGAGUGAUUGUUCAGAAUCAGCUGAAGAAGGAGAUGCAUGGACACAGACAGAGAAAACUGGAGCAGAAACUGAUUCCAGUGAUUCAAUGACAGAGCUGGAAUCUGAGACACUACUUUUAACUUACUUAAGAAUAGAGACAGGAAAAAAUCUUGCCAAGCUGGAGGAAAAGGCAGAAAAAAACUUGAUGAUGUUGUCUGAAGAAAAGCAGAGACAACAGGAGAAGCUCUUGGAGUUGAAACGUGAAAUUCUGCUUAAAGAGAGAGAGCAGAAGCUCAGUGAAGCAUUAGACAAACAGAUUGAAGUGCUGUCUCCCCUUGUUCCUGUCUGUGAACAGUUUCAAAAGCAAUAUAAAAGCUUUGCAGCUUCCCUGGAUGCCACUAGACAUGAAUUACCCAUAAAGAACAUUCACAUAGAAGGAGAUAAGCAAGCAUAUCUUGAUGAACUGGGAAAGCAAUUAAAGAUCACAUGGGAGCUUCUGACAGAAAUUAUGCCAAGACACUCAGAAGACUGUGCAAAAGCACUUACUGCCCUGAAAGAGCUUAAAGAAGUGUCUCAGAAACUGGAUAAAGAGCUUCAAAGGAGCUUCAGAGAAGUGCAGAACCUGUCGUUUGAAGUCAGUAAAGAAGUUUCUCUGCAUAACCAAAGUGCAUGUGAAGAGAAGCACGGGCUAGAUGUUGUGAAACGCUGGUAUUUCAACUAAGUUUCUGUAUAAUUUUACUGCUGGAGAUGCCUGUUUUCCUGGAAGGAGGAUCAGUCUGGUUUCCACCACUGUGGACUGAUGCAUUCUCUGUCAAGCCUUUAUCCUGGGGAACUUCCAAGAGUGUGGCAAAGCCUGGGACGUUUGUUUUGCAGUUAUCGGUUUCUGUAUUUGCUAUCUCUGUUUGGCUCUCCCAGAAACACAAAGGGAGAACUAAACUGGGAGUUAAAGAAUGGAUGUGGCUUUUUUACCAUGAAUAUAAUACUAUAAAAAUUAAUUAAGGCUUUAUUCUUGUCUGGUGCUAUGUAAUGACUGAGACAAACAUUUUUCCAUUGGGGAGUGGGGACAAAUGAUUCUGGAAACUGAGGACUUGUUCUUUAUUUCUCGCCCACCUUCUACUGAAAUCUAGUGCUUACAGGACUUAACACAAAGCUGAAUAAGUAAUAGCCUUGGGUUUAGUACAGUAUCUUUUCUGUGCACAAUUUACAUAUAUACUCUCAAAAUCUUUAAAUAAGUAUUACCUUUUAUAGAUCUGAUCUGAUCAUCUAUGUGACAGGUUGGUGACAGCAGUUAUGCUGAGGCUUAACAAGGGUUAAUUAUUAAUGGGGUGGUCCUACCACUUGAUUCUUGGGAGUAAUCUCACUGAUUUGAAUUUUGCAAUUGGAGGGGGGAUCCAAAAGGAUUCACAGCACUCAAAAAUUAACAUUUUUUGUUUGACAAAUAUCUGUCUGAUAAUUUUCACAUUGCAUAGUUUAUUUAUGAUGUAGAUGGGACAUCGGGGCGAUAAUUUCUUCUGUAGAGAAGUGAUAAGAUUGUACAAGGGGUCAGGAUUAGAUCUAGUCAGAACCAAUAUAGGUGUAUUCGCAGCUUCUUCUCUUAACUGCUGUCCCUCCCUCACCUUUCUGACACCAGUAUGGCCCCACAUGUUUUCAAGUGCCUGAGAUUCCUCAAACUUCAUGAGGAGCAGAAUUACGCAUUCAGUAAACGAAUAAAAAUCCUAGCUAUGCACAGUGGGUGAAUAUGACCCAUG